AUGGAGAACGCAUACAUGAAAGAGUCGCCAGACGUUCUGUCUCACUUCGGCGUCUCUGAAGAAAUCGGCCUUUCGCCCGAGCAGUUCAAGAAGAACCUGGAUAGAUAUGGCUUCAACGAGCUGCCAGCGGAGGAGGGAAAGUCCAUCUGGGAGCUGGUGAUGGAACAGUUUGAGGACUUGUUGGUCAGAAUCUUACUGCUGGCCGCCUGCAUCUCUUUUGUGCUGGCUUUGUUUGAGGAUGGUGAGGAGACUGUCACUGCCUUCGUGGAGCCCUUCGUCAUCCUCCUCAUCCUCAUUGCAAAUGCUAUCGUUGGAGUGUGGCAGGAGCGCAAUGCAGAGAGUGCCAUUGAGGCUCUGAAGGAGUACGAGCCUGAGAUGGGGAAAGUUUACCGGUCGGACAGGAAGAGCGUGCAGAGAAUCAAGGCCAGGGAGAUCGUUCCUGGUGAUGUGGUGGAGGUUUCCGUUGGUGACAAAGUGCCAGCUGACAUCAGGCUCAUCUCCAUCAAAUCCACCACCCUGCGCGUGGACCAGUCCAUUCUCACCGGUGAGUCUGUCAGCGUGAUCAAACACACGGACGCUGUCCCAGACCCCCGAGCCGUCAACCAGGACAAGAAGAACAUGCUGUUUUCCGGAACCAACAUCGCUUCAGGAAAAGCCACCGGUAUCGCUGUUUCAACGGGCGUCUCCACUGAGAUCGGAAAGAUUCGUGACCAGAUGGCUGCCACUGAGCAGGAGAGGACCCCCCUGCAGCAGAAACUCGACGAGUUUGGAGAGCAGCUCUCCAAGGUCAUCUCCCUCAUCUGUGUGGCUGUGUGGAUGAUCAACAUCGGCCACUUCAACGAUCCCGUCCACGGAGGCUCGUGGAUCCGCGGGGCUGUCUACUAUUUCAAGAUCGCUGUGGCUCUGGCUGUGGCUGCCAUCCCUGAAGGUCUGCCCGCUGUCAUCACCACCUGCCUGGCUCUGGGAACACGCCGUAUGGCCAAGAAGAACGCCAUCGUCAGGAGCCUGCCCUCUGUGGAGACCCUGGGCUGCACCUCAGUCAUCUGCUCCGACAAGACCGGUACCCUCACCACCAACCAGAUGUGUGUCACAAAGAUGUUCGUCAUUGACAAAGUCGAGGUUGACAAUGUUUCCCUCGGUCAGUUUGACAUCUCAGGCUCAAAGUACACCCCCGAGGGAGAAGUCACAAGGAAUGGCAUGUUGGUGAAGUGCGGCCAGUAUGACGGACUGGUUGAGCUGGCUACCAUCUGCGCUCUGUGCAACGACUCUUCUCUGGACUACAAUGAGUCCAAGGGCAUUUAUGAGAAAGUGGGCGAGGCCACAGAAACAGCGCUGUCCUGUUUGGUGGAGAAGAUGAACGUGUUCAACACUGAAGUGCGCGGCCUGUCCAAGGUGGAGCGGGCAAACGCAUGCUGUUCUGUGAUCAAGCAGCUGAUGAAGAAGGAGUUCACCCUGGAGUUCUCCAGAGACAGAAAGUCCAUGUCGGUGUUCUGCUCCCCUGCCAAGUCGGGCAAAACUCCUGUAGGAAACAAGAUGUUUGUCAAAGGUGCUCCAGAAGGUGUCAUCGACCGGUGCUCGUACAUUCGUGUGGGCACCAGCCGCAUUCCUCUGACCGGCCCGGUCAAAGAAAACAUCCUGUCAGUCAUCAAGGAGUGGGGCACCGGGCGCGACACCCUCCGCUGUCUGGCACUGGCCACCUCCGACACACCGAUGAGGAAGGAGGACAUGAACCUGGUGGACUCCACCAAGUUCGUCAACUAUGAGACUGACUUGACCUUUGUCGGCUGUGUCGGCAUGCUCGACCCUCCGCGUAAGGAAGUCAUGGGCUCCAUUGAGCUGUGCAGGGCCGCUGGCAUCCGAGUCAUCAUGAUCACUGGUGACAACAAAGGCACAGCUGUGGCCAUCUGCCGUCGUAUCGGCAUCUUCACUGAGGAUGAGGAUGUCACUGGCAAGGCCUUCACCGGCCGGGAGUUUGAUGACCUCGAUCUGUACGACCAGAAGAUCGCUGUGCGAAAGGCCGGCUGCUUCGCCAGAGUGGAACCGUCCCACAAGUCUAAAAUCGUUGAGUUCCUGCAGGGCUUCGAUGAGAUUACCGCCAUGACUGGUGAUGGAGUAAACGAUGCCCCGGCCUUGAAGAAGGCGGAGAUUGGCAUCGCCAUGGGCUCUGGCACUGCCGUUGCCAAGUCUGCCUCUGAGAUGGUCCUGGCUGACGACAACUUCUCCUCCAUUGUGUCUGCCGUUGAGGAGGGCAGAGCCAUUUACAACAACAUGAAGCAGUUCAUCCGCUACCUCAUCUCCUCCAACGUCGGCGAGGUCGUCUGUAUCUUCCUGACGGCUGCCCUGGGUCUGCCCGAGGCUCUGAUCCCAGUGCAGCUGCUGUGGGUCAACCUCGUGACUGACGGUCUGCCCGCCACGGCGCUGGGCUUCAACCCUCCUGACCUUGACAUCAUGGGCAAAGCCCCCCGCUCCCCCAAAGAGCCCCUCAUCUCUGGCUGGCUCUUCUUCAGAUAUAUGGCCAUCGGAGGUUAUGUUGGGGCUGCAACUGUUGCAGCAGCUGCCUGGUGGUUCCUGUACUGUGAUGAAGGCCCAAUGAUUUCCUUCUACCAGCUGUCACACUUCAUGCAGUGCAGCGAGGACAACGAGGACUUCACUGGGAUCCACUGCGAGGUGUUUGAGGCCGCGCCCCCAAUGACCAUGGCUCUGUCUGUGCUGGUCACCAUCGAGAUGUGCAACGCUCUGAACAGCUUGUCUGAGAACCAGUCCCUGCUGCGCAUGCCCCCCUGGAGCAACGGCUGGCUGGUGGGCGCCAUGACCCUCUCCAUGUCCCUUCACUUCAUGAUCAUCUACGUCGAUCCCCUGCCCAUGAUCUUCAAGCUCACUCACUUGAAUGUGGAACAGUGGUUGAUGGUGCUGAAGCUCUCCUUCCCGGUCAUCCUCAUUGACGAGGUUCUCAAGUUUGUGGCUCGCACAUAUCUGGAGGGGAAAGUCUAGAGGCAAAGAGCGACAGAGCGGCU
Cyclopterus lumpus (lumpfish) is the source of this 3014-nucleotide messenger RNA. RefSeq names its product ATPase sarcoplasmic/endoplasmic reticulum Ca2+ transporting 1 (gene atp2a1). Gene Ontology annotation, molecular function: P-type calcium transporter activity; ATP binding; ATP hydrolysis activity. The record is from RefSeq and is a predicted model, not a curated record. Gene Ontology annotation, cellular component: membrane. The transcript has 24 exons. Lineage: Eukaryota; Metazoa; Chordata; Actinopteri; Perciformes; Cyclopteridae. Bases 1 to 2991 code for a protein of 996 amino acids. Gene Ontology annotation, biological process: intracellular calcium ion homeostasis; calcium ion transmembrane transport.